GGUUAUGUCAGACACUUUAAAAAACAAGACUUUAUCAACUCACUCACAGAAACUUCAUUCACUUCCAUUUCUUGACUCAAGACUGUCAGGUGUCUGGUACCUUCAGCCAUUCUUUGAAAACUUGUUGUGAAUAUACUGCAGUUGGACUUGGGACUGCACUAGGGAACCAGACGCAAGGAGGAUGGAACCCUUCAUAUUCAUUCUCCUCUUAGGAGGAAUUGUGGGAACAACGUCAGCUAAUGAGACAACAGCUAAUGCAACUUCCUCACCAGCAAACAUGACGUCACCACAGGCCAACACAACCUCACCACCAGCUAACAUGACCUCGCCACCACUCAACACAACCUCACCGCCAGUCAACAUGACAUCACCUGCCAACAUAACGUCACCACCAAGCAACGCAACCUCACCACCAGUAAAUGCAACAUCAUCUCCAGUUAACAUGACCUCACAACCAAACAACGCAACUUUGCCUACACUCAACGCAACUUCAUCACCAGUCAACAUGACAUCAUCACCUGCCAACAUGACCUCAUCACCACUCAAUGCAACAUCGCCUACACUCAACGCAACUUCAUCACCAGUCAACAUGACUUCACCACCAGCCAAUGCAACCUCACCACCAGUCAUCACAACUUCUUUGCCAGGUAAUGUAAGCUCUUCACCUGUAAAUGGAACAUCAGUGCCACCAACAGUCACAGCUAUUGUUCCUCCAGCUACAACAGGAGCUGCUCCACCAUCAGAGCCAAAACUUAAGUUGGGAUUUAAGUUGCAGCAGAAUUUUACCCAACAACUUACAAACAAAUCCUCAUCAGAGUUCAAGGAGUUAAAAGACACAGUAACCACAGCGCUCAAUGCUGUCUAUUCACAAAGAUAUGGAUCUAACUUCAAUCGAACUGUAAUCAACGGCUUCAGUCAAGGAUCCGUUGUGGUGGAUGCUGAGCUGAUAUUCAACAAUGUGACUACACUACCAAAUGCCAGUUCUACAGCUGAAACUUUGGAGACUGCUGUUUCCAGCUCUAAUAUUUCUCUGCCUAUCAACACAUCCUCUAUUACUGCAGCUGUUGUGUUGGCACCAACUGAAUCCCCAACCACAGAUGCACCGUCAACGAUGAUUACAACUCCCUCACCAGUAAACGUAACCUCAUCACCACUCAAUGCAACUUCAUCACAAGUCAACAUGACCUCACCACCACUGAACGCCACCUCACCACCAGCAAACAUGACCUCACCACCACUCAACGCCACCUCUCCACCAAUCGACAUGACCUCACCACCACUCAACGGCACCUCUCCACCAAUCAACAUGACCUCACCACCACUAAACACCAGCUCAUCACCAGCAAAUAUGACCUCACCACCACUCAACACAACCUCACAACCAGUCAACAUGACUUCACCACCAGUAAAUGCAACCUCACCACCAGCCAACAUGACCUCACCACCACUCAACGCUACCUCUCCACCAAUCAACAUGACGUCACCACCACAUAACGCCACCUCACCACCAGCCAACAUGACUUCACCACCAAUAAAUGCAACCUCACCACCAGCCAACAUGACUUCACCACCAAUAAAUGCAACCUCACCACCAGUCAACAUGACUUCACCACCAGUAAAUGCAACCUCACCACCAAUCAACAUGACCUCACCACCACUAAACACCAGCUCACCACCAGCCAACAUGACUUCACCACCAGUAAAUGCAACCUCACCACCAGCAAACAUGACCUCACCACCACUCAAUACAACCUCACCACCAGUCAACAUGACUUCACCACCAGUAAAUGCAACCUCACCACCAAUCAACAUGACUUCACCACCAAUAAAUGCAACCUCACCACCAGCCAACAUGACUUCACCACCAGUAAAUGCAACCUCACAACCAGUCAACCUGACUUCACCACCAGUAAAUGCAACCUCACCACCAGUCAACAUGACUUCACCACCAAUAAAUGCAACCUCUCCACCAGUCAACAUGACUUCACCACCAGUAAAUGCAACCUCACCACCAGCCAACAUGACUUCACCACCAGUAAAUGCAACCUCACAACCAGUCAACAUGACUUCACCACCAGCCAAUGCAACCUCACCACCAAUUAUCACAACUUCUUUGCCAGGUAAUGUAAGCUCUUCACCUGUAAAUGGAACAUCAGUGCCACCAACAGUCACAGCUAUUGUUCCUCCAGCUACAACAGGAGCUGCUCCACCAUCAGAGCCAAAACUUAAGUUGGGAUUUAAGUUGCAGCAGAAUUUUACCCAGCAACUUACAAACAAAUCCUCAUCAGAGUUCAAGGAGUUAAAAGACACAGUAACCACAGCGCUCAAUGCUGUCUAUUCACAAAGAUAUGGAUCUAACUUCAAUCGAACUGUAAUCAACGGCUUCAGUCAAGGAUCCGUUGUGGUGGAUGCUGAGCUGAUAUUCAACAAUGUGACUACACUACCAAAUGCCAGUUCUACAGCUGAAACUUUGGAGACUGCUGUUUCCAGCUCUAAUAUUUCUCUGCCUAUCAACACAUCCUCUAUUACUGCAGCUGUUGUGUUGGCACCAACUGAAUCCCCAACCACAGAUGCACCGUCAACGAUGAUUACAACUCCCUCACCAGUAAACGCAACCUCAUCACCACUCAAUGCAACUUCAUCACAAGUCAACAUGACCUCACCACCACUCAAUGCAACUUCAUCACCAGUCAACAUGACCUCACCACCACUGAACGCCACCUCACCACCAGCAAACAUGACCUCACCAUCACUCAACACCACCUCUCCACCAAUCAACAUGACUUCACCACCACUAAACACCAGCUCACCACCAGCAAAUAUGACCUCACCACCAGUCAACACAACCUCACAACCAGUCAACAUGACUUCACCACCAGUAAAUGCAACCUCACCACCAGCCAACAUGACCUCACCACCACUCAACGCCACCUCUCCACCAAUCAACAUGACUUCACCACCACUUAACGCCACCUCACCACCAGCCAACAUGACUUCACCACCAAUAAAUGCAACCUCACCACCAGCAAACAUGACCUCACCACCACUCAACACAACCUCACCACCAGUCAACAUGACUUCACCACCAGUAAAUGCAACCUCACCACCAGCCAACAUGACCUCACCACCACUCAACGCUACCUCUCCACCAAUCAACAUGACGUCACCACCACUUAACGCCACCUCACCACCAGCAAACAUGACCUCACCACCACUUAACGCCACCUCACCACCAGUCAACAUGACUUCAACACCUGUAAAUGCAACCUCACCACCAGCAAACAUGACCUCACCACCACUCAACACAACCUCACCACCAGUCAACAUGACUUCACCACCAGUAAAUGCAACCUCACCACCAGCCAACAUGACCUCACCACCACUCAACGCCACCUCUCCACCAAUCAACAUGACUUCACCACCAGUAAAUGCAACCUCACCACCAGUCAACAUGACUUCACCACCAGUAAAUGCAACCUCACCACCAAGCAACAUGACUUCACCACCAGUAAAUGCAACCUCACAACCAGUCAACAUGACUUCACCACCAGUAAAUGCAACCUCACCACCAGUUAACAUGACUUCACCAACAGCCAAUGCAACCUCACCACCAAUUAUCACAACUUCUUUGCCAGUUAAUGUAAGCUCUUCACCUGUAAAUGGAACAUCAGUGCCACCAACAGUCGCAACCAUUGUUCCUCCAGCUACAACAGGAGCUGCUCCACCAUCAGAGCCAAAAAUUAAGUUGGGAUUUAAGUUGCAGCAAAAUUUUACCCAGCAACUUACAAACAAAUCCUCAUCAGAGUUCAAGGAGUUAAAAGACACAGUAACCACAGCGCUCAACGCUGUCUAUUCACAAAGAUAUGGAUCUAACUUCAAUCGAACUGUAAUCAACGGCUUCAGUCAAGGAUCCGUUGUGGUAGAUGCUGAGCUGAUAUUCAACAAUGUGACUACACUACCAAAUGCUAGUUCUACAGCUGAAACUUUGGAGACUGCUGUUUCCAGCUCUAAUAUUUCUCUCCCUGUUGACCAAUCCUCUAUUACUGCAGCUGUUGUGUUGGCACCAACUGAAUCCCCAACCACAGAUGCACCGUCAACGAUGAUUACAACUCCCUCACCAGUAAACGCAACCUCAUCACCACUCAAUGCAACUUCAUCACAAGUCAACAUGACCUCACCACCACUCAAUGCAACUUCAUCACCAGUCAACAUGACCUCACCACCACUGAACGCCACCUCACCACCAGCAAACAUGACCUCACCACCACUCAACACCACCUCUCCACCAAUCAACAUGACUUCACCACCACUAAACACCAGCUCACCACCAGCAAAUAUGACCUCACCACCACUCAACACAACCUCACAACCAGUCAACAUGACUUCACCACCAGUAAAUGCAACCUCACCACCAGCCAACAUGACCUCACCACCACUCAACGCCACCUCUCCACCAAUCAACAUGACUUCACCACCACUUAACGCCACCUCACCACCAGCAAACAUGACCUCACCACCACUUAACGCCACCUCACCACCAGUCAACAUGACUUCACCACCAGUAAAUGCAACCUCACCACCAGCAAACAUGACCUCACCACCACUCAACACAACCUCACCACCAGUCAACAUGACUUCACCACCAGUAAAUGCAACCUCACCACCAGUCAACAUGACCUCACCACCACUCAACACAACCUCACCACCAGUCAACAUGACUUCACCACCAGUAAAUGCCACCUCACCACCAGCCAACAUGACUUCACCACCAAUAAAUGCGACCUCACCACCAGCAAACAUGACCUCACCACCACUCAACACAACCUCACCACCAGUCAACAUGACUUCACCACCAGUAAAUGCAACCUCACCACCAGUCAAUAUGACUUCACCACCAGCAAACAUGACUUCACCACCAAUAAAUGCAACCUCUCCACCAAUCAACAUGACUUCACCACCAGUAAAUGCAACCUCACCACCAGCCAACAUGACUUCACCACCAGUAAAUGCAACCUCACCACCAGUCAACAUGACUUCACCACCAGUAAAUGCAACCUCACCACCAGCCAACAUGACUUCACCACCAGUAAAUGCAACCUCACAACCAGUCAACAUGACUUCACCACCAGUAAAUGCAACCUCACCACCAGUUAACAUGACUUCACCAACAGCCAAUGCAACCUCACCACCAAUUAUCACAACUUCUUUGCCAGUUAAUGUAAGCUCUUCACCUGUAAAUGGAACAUCAGUGCCACCAACAGUCGCAACCAUUGUUCCUCCAGCUACAACAGGAGCUGCUCCACCAUCAGAGCCAAAAAUUAAGUUGGGAUUUAAGUUGCAGCAAAAUUUUACCCAACAACUUACAAACAAAUCCUCAUCAGAGUUCAAGGAGUUAAAAGACACAGUAACCACAGCGCUCAACGCUGUCUAUUCACAAAGAUAUGGAUCUAACUUCAAUCGAACUGUAAUCAACGGCUUCAGUCAAGGAUCCGUUGUGGUAGAUGCUGAGCUGAUAUUCAACAAUGUGACUACACUACCAAAUGCCAGUUCUACAGCUGAAACUUUGGAGACUGCUGUUUCCAGCUCUAAUAUUUCUCUGCCUAUCAACACAUCCUCUAUUACUGCAACUGUUGUGUCGGCACCAACUGAAUCUCCAGCCACAGUUGCACCUUCAACUCCACCACCAGUAACCGCAACCUCACCACCACUCAACGCAACUUCACCACCAGUCAACAUUACUUCACCACCAGUCAACGUUACCUCACCACCAGUCAACAUGACUUCACCACCACUCAACGCAACCUCACCACCAGUCAUCAACAUGACCUCACCACCACUUAAUGCAACUUCACCACCAGCAAACAUGACUUCACCACCACUCAAUUCCACCUCACCACCAGUCAAUGCAACCUCACCACCAGUCAAUGUUACCUCACCACCACUCAACGCAACCUCACCACCAGUCAAUGUUACUUCACCAUCAGUCAACAUGACUUCACCACCAGCCAACAUGACUUCACCACCAGUCAACGCAACCUCACCACCAGUCAACGCAACCUCGCCACCACUCAAUGCAACUUCACCACCAGCAAACAUGACAUCACCACCACUCAACGCAACCUCACCACCAGUCAUCAACAUGACCUCACCACCAGUCAAUGCAACUUCACCACCAGUCAACUUAACUUCACCACCACUCAACGCAACCUCAGCACCAGUCAAUAUAACCUCACCACCAAGCAAUGCAACCUCAGUCCAACCAGUCACCACCGUGUCACCACCAGGUAAUGCAACCUCCCCAUCAGUAAAUGGAACAUCACCACAGCCAGUUAUCACAACUGUUGCCCCAUCAGCAGAAUCAAGGAUUAUGUUGGGAUUUAGGUUGCAGCAAAACUUUACACAACAACUUGAAAACAAAUCCUCUCAAGAGUUCAAGGAUUUAGCAAACAGUGUGAAAUUAACACUUGACAAGGUCUAUAGCAACAGAUAUGGAAGCAGGUUCCUUCGAGCCAUCAUCAACUCUUUCAGUCAAGGUUCAGUUGUGGUCGAUUCUGAGCUGAUAUUUGCUAAUGCCAGUUCACUGCCAGAAACUAGUACUGUGCAAAAUGCUCUGGUGGAAGCAGCGCCCAACAUCUCCCUUCCAUUGAACACCUCAAGCAUUGUUGCAGCAAGAAUUACUACAUCAACUGCUGCUCCUGCUACAACUGCUGCAGCAACUGCUACAGCAACUGCUGCGCCAACUGCUACACCAACUGCUACAACUGCUGCUCCUGCUACAACUGCUGCAGCAACUGCUACAGCAACUGCUGCGCCAACUGCUACAGCAACUGCUACAACUGCUGCUCCUGCUACAACUGCUGCAGCAACUGCUACAGCAACUGCUGCGCCAACUGCUACAGCAACUGCUACAACUGCUGCGCCAACUGCUACAACUGCUGCAGCAACUGCUACAGCAACUGCUACAACUGCUGCGCCAACUGCUACAACUGCUGCAGCAACUGCUACAACUGCUGCACCAACUGCUGCGCCAACUGCUACAGCAACUGCUACAACUGCUGCACCAACUGCUGCGCCAACUGCUACAGCAACUGCUACAACUGCUGCACCAACUGCUACAACUGCUGCUACAACAGCUGCACCAACUGCUACAACAACUGCUUCCACUGCUGCACCAACUACUACAACCACCACUUCUUUAACAGAUCCUCCUACAUCCAGUGAGGGAACCCUUAACCUUCAGUUCAGCCUUGACCGAACAUUUACACCGGCCCUCUCAGACUCAUCCUCUACCGAGUUUCAAACUUUAGCUGCAUUAGUGGUCACAGAGAUAAACAAAGCGGGUGCAAGGCUGUAUGGAUCAGAUUUCCUUCGCUCCAUCAUAAACUCAUUCACGAGUGGAUCAGUGGUUGUCCAGUCAACCCUUGUGUACAAGGAUAAAAACUCAGUUCCUUCAGCAAGCAGUGCAACUUCAGGAUUCAGCAGCCAACUUGCCAACUCUACCUCCUUGAACGUUAUUUCAGGCAGCGUUACUGCACAGUCCACAUCAAGCAGCUCUCCAAUACACACAACGGGCUCAUUAGCAGUCUUUUCACUGACACUGCUGACUGUGGCACAGAUGCUGAUACACUUAUAGACACCCAACACAACGACUUGGCCAGUAACUUUUACUAUGCUAUCUAAGUGUGGAAAGAGGAAGGUACCAGCAAAUGAAAAACACUGUGCAUUAUGAAAUUUACCUGUACAAUGUCAUGUGGUAAAAAGAUAUGUACUGUGUGUCAAAAAUUUAGACAAUUUCUCAGUAUUUUUAACUUGUAAUGUUACAAUCACUUGUGUUUUUUGAUUUAAUUUUAUUUAAAGAACGAAUCAUUAAGAUUAUAAUAUAGUGUUCUGUACUUUUGGGGCAUUUUUUUUCCAUUCAAUGUAUUUCUUUUUUAAAUUCUUUUUUAUAUGCCAUUUUUCGUGUGGCAUCAUUAACAUUUUAAAAAUGCAAAUACAUACAUGAAAGGAUAAUUUACUAAAUAUUUAUUUAAAAUUAAAAGCUUUGUACGAUUCAGCAGGACAGAAUGUACAUCAAUGCCAUUGUUCAGUGCGAAUGAAGGAAGAAUUGUGUAGUUAAAGUAGCAUAGUGCCAAAAGCUUAGGAUAUGGAGGUAACAUGAUCUUGAUGCUGGAGACCAAUGAUUCGUUAUACGUCUGAGACCAACCAUUAAUGUUGGAGUUUUUUUUUUUUUCAUAUAUUCAACCAUGAAGACGAUCUCUCCCUAAACAUAAUCAUGUGGUUUCAGGUGCCUUACCUAAACAACACCACAGUUGCCAUGUUAGAAUACUGUAGGAGAAAAUAUUGAAUCGUCCAGUUUUCAGUGAAUAGUGUGGCAAGUGGACCUCUGAAUGCUAGUCAAAAAGUGUCCAGCUAUCAUAAAAUGUUUUUAAUAGAAUAUCGAUUGUACCUGUAUGUUAUUGAGAAGGGGAAUAAUGAAAAUUUGAAUCGUUGUUAUUCAACUAAGUAUUAAAUGUUACCUUUAAAAUGA
Molecule: messenger RNA, 8527 nt
Organism: Dicentrarchus labrax (European seabass)
Lineage: Eukaryota; Metazoa; Chordata; Actinopteri; Moronidae
Exons: 32
Coding region: 182-7633 (2483 amino acids)
Source: RefSeq, a predicted model, not a curated record